UUUUUAGUCAAAGAAUAUCAAAAUUUUGUUCGUAGAGUUAAAAGAAAACUAAAUUUAGGUGACAUUUUCGGUCGAUCAAAGUUCUUACAAAGUGUUUCAUCAUGUCUCACACAAUUUUACUAAUUCAACCACAAUUACCUCCGGAGACCCGUACUUAUAGCGUCUAUGAAACCUUGGAUGACUGUUUGAUAAAUGUGUGUGAAAUUUAUGAAGAGCACUUGAAGCGCCGUAGCCCAAAUACACCAACCAUCACUUACGAUAUCAACCAGUUAUUCGAGUUUGUUGAUCAGUUUAUUGACAUGAGUUGUUUUGUCUUUCAGGAGUCCACAAACUCUUACGUUUACCACAACAAGGAGUGGAUUAAGGACAGAGUAUAUGCGCUUUUACGUCAGGCAGCCGUUUCCGUUAACUGAGCUUUCUAACAACAAGUAAUUGUGUCGCUCCUAAUAACGCCUUUGGAUAUAAAAAUCGGAAUGUAUAUUCUAUUACCCGCUUAUCUUGUAACAAUUUAGUAUUACUUUACUUAUUAAACUACGGAUUAAUUGAUUUAAAAAUUAUGAUUUUGGCUAAUAAAUUAUAUGUA
Molecule: messenger RNA, 583 nt
Organism: Teleopsis dalmanni
Lineage: Eukaryota; Metazoa; Arthropoda; Insecta; Diptera; Diopsidae
Product: enhancer of rudimentary homolog
Exons: 2
Coding region: 102-413 (103 amino acids)
Source: RefSeq, a predicted model, not a curated record